CCGAUUUGCCAAACGAACCCUUUGGAGGAUGGGUUGACGUUGCCAAAAGGAAGCCAUUUUUCUUCUAUGGGCAAUAUCUUCCUCCAAAUCAAUUUAUUAGUUAUGCUCAAGAAGUGCAAAAUCCUUCUAAUUUCUCCACCUCGCGUGCAUUUUACUCAAGGCUCAAGCAAUAUUUUACGCAAAUAGAGCAAAUCUGCGUGCAUCUGCACACAUUUCUCGAAGUCUUGGGUGGUUCCUUUACUGCGUUCCCCCCUGCUGAAUACUGGGGCUCGAUUCGACUACGUGUGCUUUGAAUUCAUGGAAGUGUCCGGUGAUUUGAAUUCUGGAGAUGAUAAGACCCAUUCUGAUAAAACCAAGAAACGAACAAUCAAGACACCUACUCAAGUUGAAGCUCUUGAAAAGUUUUAUGAUGAACACAAAUAUCCUACAGAGACGAUGAAAUCACAACUCGCAGAGUCAAUAGGAUUGACAGAAAAGCAAGUCUCUGGAUGGUUUUGUCAUCGCCGGCUGAAGGAUAAGAGACUGCUUAGUGGGGAGGUAUUUUUGAAUGGAAAACAAGAGCGUUCAAGUGGUGUUAUUCAGGACCGUGGCAGUGGACUUAGACAGGAUUCAUGUGGCAGCACCAAGCAAGGUGAUGACAGGACUUCUGAUCCACGAGAAGUUGAAAGUAGAAGGUUGAAUGGUGCAGAGUUUUCAACUCCAGACAUAACUCAUGAGUUUGGUGGUCACUCUACUAAAAAUUAUUAUGGCAUGGAUGAUACAUCUCUAGGAAGUAACUCUUCUUUGCGAAACACACAUUUCCCCAUCAAUGCUGAAUCUUUUGAUGAGGGCACUUCAAGAUACCCAACAAAUAAUUCUCCAGCAGAUCUGAAAACCGUAAGACCUAAAACUGGUCCAUCAGGAUAUUUAAAAGUCAAGGGGCAUGCUGAAAAUGCUGCCAUUAUUGAAGUUAAAAGGCAGCUAGGGAGGCAGUAUUGUGAGGAUGGGCCUCCACUUGGUGUUGAAUUCGAACCACUGCCACCGGGUGCUUUUGAAUCGUCAAUGCAGAAUGAUACUAAUAGUCCUUACCAUGCUGUAGAACAUGUUGCUGCUCGCUCAGAGGAUUUUCCAAAAGUUCAUGAGCAACCUAAUUCUAGCGCAGCAUAUGAAUACUAUUCAAAGAUAAGCUCUCAUAACCAUGACAUGUCUAGUGAAAGAUUUAAAAGGGCACUUGGAACUGAUCAACAAGAAAAAUAUCAUAACCAGAGGUUCAGGAAGAAGAAUUUUUUGCCAGUUCCUGAAUAUUCUGCUUCUGCAUGGGACGCACCAGUAGAAAAGGAUGGGAUUCCAGCAAGAGAAUUGUUAUUUAACAGUAGAGAAAACCAUAAGCUCGUGGCUAAACAUGGUGGGGAAAUGAGAAUGGACUUUGUAUCUAACCAAUGUCUUCGAAGCCCUAACAGUAGAAGAACUACUACUGACCAAACUGAGCCAUGGUUAAAAAGACACCUUGAAGGAAGUCUAAAGGUAUCUUCAGUGGAGCAUUCGGAAUUCAGGCCUUCAAGUGUAUCUAAUAGAGUCGGUUUCUAUAAUGAUGUUAGGGAGAAAGGAAUCUCUAAAAGCCUUAAGAAGGACGAUUUAUUCUGUGGAGACGGAAGAAUGCUUGAUGAAAGCUGUAAUCAGGGUCAACUGAAGAUACCCAGGAAAUAUGAAAUGAUGGAUGUUAAGAGGACCAACAACCCCAUGUCUAACAGCCGAGGGUUUGCAAGGAAUGCACCAUUGGCAGGAAUGGCAUUACAGACAAAUUAUCAAGGGAGAAGGGCUGCUGUUGAGAUGCCGUCUAGCUCUAGCGAAGAUGAUGCAAGUACUGACACCAGUUCUUCUGAGGAAUGAGAGACCGGCAGGCAAUUGAAGAAAUGUUUAUCACUUUUCUUUUUGAUAGAAGGCCCGUGACUUUGUACAGUUGGGCACAAAACAGUGUUGUUCAUAGCACCCAUAAGACUUUAGAAUUGUUUACUAGAAGAGCUGUUUGUGGUUUGCCAUUUUAUGGUGUAUUGUUCAUAUAACGGUAGAGCAUCUUUUCUAUGUACUCUGUAUCAUGUUAACUGUUAAGUAGAGUAUGAUCAUGAUGGUUAGCAUGGUUUUCUUAAAUGUACAAUUGUGAGUUUUUGUGUCAUGCUAUUUUUGUUUUUAUUUUACUUGGCUUUUCAAGCCUUCAAUUUCUUCUUCAUAA
Molecule: messenger RNA, 2209 nt
Organism: Cuscuta europaea
Lineage: Eukaryota; Viridiplantae; Streptophyta; Magnoliopsida; Solanales; Convolvulaceae
Source: the annotation of a GenBank genome assembly